UUAGUGUGUCAUAAAGGGCUGUAACUCGCUCCGUAGACGUGUUUUGAUAAGAGAGAUUAAAGGUCAAAGUCUCUCUGGUUCCUUCACUCUGUCCCUCGUUGUGACGCAGAUGCUACCUCCGUGUUAAACUUUUGGUGUGGACUCUGCUAUGGAUCAGUGUGAGGACAGAGAGGAGAUGCAGCACCAGAGACCUGAACCAGAACCUGGACCUGAACCCAGCAGUGUGUCCAUGAAGAGUGACCGGUCUAUGGGUUUUCCUGAGAACUUUAAAGUUGGACAGCCUGGAUCUGGACCUGAACCCAGCUGUGUGUCCAUGAAGAGUGACCGGUCUAUGGGUUUUCCUGAUAACUUUAGAGUUGGACAGCCUGGAUCUGGACCUGAACCCAGCAAUGUGUCCAUGAAGAGUGACCGGUCUAUGGGUUUUCCUGAUAACUUUAGAGUUGGACAGCCUGGAUCUGGACCUGAACCCAGCAGUGUGUCCAUGAAGAGUGACUGGUCUAUGGGUUUUCCUGAUAACUUUAAAGUUGGACAAGCUGCUGAUGGAAGAGUUCAACAGGAGAGCUCAGAGGGCCUCAGUGGUCAGUCUGACCCACAGCAUCAAACAGAUCUGGAUUCCAUAUUUAUGCUGCUGGAGGAGAACAUCGUCACUUUUGUGAAAAAUGAGCUGAAGAAGAUCCAGAAGGUUCUGAGUCCAGAUUACCAAGAAUGCUUAGAGAGUCAGUGGGAGUAUAAGGGGCAGAGGAGGAGCAGCAGAGAGGAGUUUCUGAAUAUCACACUUAACUUCCUGAGAGGAAUGAAGCAGGAGGAGCUGGCUGACUGUCUGAAGAACAGAACCCAUGCUUCAGUGUUCCGACGUAAUCUGAAGUCUAACCUGAAGAAGAAGUUCCAGUGUGUGUUUGAGGGGAUCUCUAAAGCAGGAAACCCAACCCUUCUGAAUCAGAUCUACACAGAGCUCUACAUCACAGAGGGAGGGACUGCAGAGGUCAAUGAUGAACAUGAGGUCAGACAGAUUGAAACAGCAUCCAGGAAACCAGACAGACCAGAAACAACCAUCAGACAAGAAGACAUCUUUAAAGCCUCACCUGGAAGAGAAGAACCAAUCAGAACAGUGCUGACAAAGGGAGUGGCUGGCAUUGGGAAAACAGUCUUAACACAGAAGUUCACUCUGGACUGGGCUGAAGACAAAACCAACCAGGACAUCCACUUCACAUUUCCAUUCACUUUCAGAGAGCUGAAUGUGCUGAAAGAGAAAAAGUUCAGCUUGGUGGAACUUGUUCAUUACUUCUUUCCUGAAACCAAAGAAGCAGGAAUCUGCAGGUUUGAAGAGUUCCACGUUGUGUUCAUCUUUGACGGUCUGGAUGAGUGUCGACUUCCUCUGGACCUCCACAACACUGAGAUCCUGACUGAUGUCACAGAGUCCACCUCAGUGGAUGUGCUACUGACAAACCUCAUCAGGGGGAAUCUGCUUCCAUCUGCUCGCCUCUGGAUAACCACACGACCUGCAGCAGCCAAUCAGAUCCCUGCUGACUGUGUUGACAUGGUGACAGAGGUCAGAGGGUUCACUGACCCACAGAAGGAGGAGUACUUCAGGAAGAGAUUCAGAGAAGAGGAGAAGGCCAGCAGAAUCAUCUCCCACAUCAAGACAUCACGAAGCCUCCACAUCAUGUGCCACAUCCCAGUCUUCUGCUGGAUCUCUGCUACAGUUCUGGAUCUGUUGAAAACCAGAGAGGGAGGAGAGCUGCCCAAGACCCUGACUGAGAUGUACAUCCACUUCCUGGUGGUUCAGUCCAAAGUGAAGAACAUCAAGUAUGAUGGAGGAGCUGAGACAGAUCCACAGUGGAGCCCAGAGAGCAGGAAGAUGAUUGAGUCUCUGGGAAAACUGGCUUUUGAUCAGCUGCAGAAAGGAAACCUGAUCUUCUAUGACUCAGACCUGAUGGAGUGUGGCAUCGAUAUCAGAGCAGCCUCAGUGUACUCAGGAGUGUUCACAGAGGUCUUUAGAGAGGAGAGAGGACUGUACCAGGACAGGGUGUUCUGCUUCGUCCAUCUGAGUGUUCAGGAGUUUCUGGCUGCUCUUCAUGUCCAUCUGAUCUUCAUCAAGUCUGGAGUCAAUCUGAUGACAGGAGAACAAUCAACCUCGAGGCUGUUGAUUUUUCUUGGAAACAAACCUGAUUUCAAAAAUCUCUACCAGAGUGCUGUGGACAAGGCCUUACAGAGUCCAAACGGACACCUGGACUUGUUCCUCCGCUUCCUCCUGGGUCUUUCUCUGCAGACUAAUCAGACUCUCCUCACAGACCUGCUGACACAGACAGGAAGUAGCUCACAGACCAAUCAGGAAACAGUCGAAUACAUCAAGAAGAAGAUCAGUGAGGGUCUGUCUCCAGAGAGAAGCAUCAACCUGUUCCACUGUCUGAAUGAACUGAAUGAUCGUUCUCUAGUGGAGGAGAUCCAACAGUCCCUGAGAUCAGGACGUCUCUCCACAGAUACACUGUCUCCUGCUCAGUGGUCAGCUCUGGUCUUCAUCUUACUGUCAUCAGAAACAGAUCUGGAUGUGUUUGACCUGAAGAAAUACUUUGCUUCAGAGGAGGCUCUUCUGAGGCUGCUGCCAGUGGUCAAAGCCUCCAACAAAGCUCUGCUGAGUGGCUGUAACCUCUCAGAGAGAAGCUGUGAAGCUCUGUCCUCAGUCCUCAGCUCCCAGUCCUCUAGUCUGAGAGACCUGGACCUGAGUAAUAAUAACCUUCAGGAUUCUGGAGUGGAACAUUUUUCUGCUGGACUGAAGAGUCCACACUGCAGACUGGAAACUCUCAGUCUGUCAGGCUGUAUGAUCUCAGAGAGAAGCUGUGAAGCUCUGUCCUCAGUCCUCAGCUCCCAGUCCUCUAGUCUGAGAGACCUGGACCUGAAUAAGAACGACCUGCAGGACUCAGGAGUGAAGUGUUUUUGUGCUGGACUGAAGAGUCCACAUUGCAGACUGGAAACUCUCAGUCUGUCAGACUGUAUGAUCUCAGAGAGAAGCUGUGAAGCUCUGUCCUCAGUCCUCAGCUCCCAGUCCUGUAGUCUGAGAGACCUGGACCUGAGUAACAACGACCUGCAGAAUUCAGGAGUGAAGCGUUUUUCUGCUGGACUGAAGAGUCCACACUGCAGACUGGAAACUCUCAGUCUGUCAUACUGUAUGAUCUCAGAGGAAGGCUGUAUUUCUCUGGCCUCAGCUCUGACCUCCAACCCCUCCCAUCUGAGAGAGCUGGACCUGAGCUACAAUCAUCCAGGAGACUCAGGAGAGAAGCUUCUGACUGCUGGACUGAAGGAUCCACACUGGAGACUGGAGACUCUCAGGCUGGACCAUGGUGGACUGCAGAGACUGAGACCUGGUCUGAGGAAGUAUGUCUGUGAACUGGAACUGGACACAAACACAGUAAACAGAAGACUCAAACUGUCUGACAACAACAGGAAGGUGACAUAUGUGGAGGAGGAUCAGUCAUAUCCUGAUCAUCCAGACAGAUUUGACUCCUGUCUUCAGCUGCUGUGUAGAACUGCUCUGACUGGUCGCUGUUACUGGGAGGUCGAGUGGAGAGGAAGAGUUCAUAUAUCAGUGAGUUACAGAGGAAUCAGCAGGAGAGGAAACAGUACAGACUGUUGGUUUGGAAGGAAUGAUCAGUCCUGGAGUCUGAGCUGCUCUGGUGGUCAUUACUCUGUCUGGCACAAUAACAGAAGCACAGAGCUCUAUUCCUCCUCCUCCUCCUCUGGUAGAUUAGCAGUGUAUGUGGACUGUCCUGCUGGCUCUCUGUCCUUCUACAGAGUCUCCUCUGACACCCUCCUCCUCCUCCACACCUUCAACACCACAUUCACUCAACCUCUUUAUCCUGGGUUUGGGUUCUGGUAUCCUGGUUCCUCAGUGUCUCUGUGUCCUCUGCAGGUCUGAGAGUCUCUCCUGUGGACAGAAACUCUGCUGACUGAAAUCAAAGUUCAGUCUGUUCACCAUCACUCACACUCUGCACUGUGAAGCAGAUCUGUCUCAGACUCAAACACAAAACAUUCAUUUGUCUGAUUUCAUCUCUUUGAUGAUCCACAUUUUUCACUAGAAAC
This is a messenger RNA of Centropristis striata (black sea bass), 4077 nucleotides long. Its product is annotated as protein NLRC3-like. Gene Ontology annotation, molecular function: protein binding. The record is from RefSeq and is a predicted model, not a curated record. The transcript is spliced from 12 exons. NCBI's taxonomy places the organism in Eukaryota, Metazoa, Chordata, Actinopteri, Perciformes, Serranidae. The coding region runs from base 149 to 3913 and encodes 1254 amino acids.